CAUAAUCGGCGAUAGGUCCGGGACUUUUUGCAAUUGGAGGAUAGCUUGUUCAUGUUUGCCUUUUCUCUUCGGUCAAAAAUAGCCAAAAAAAUAAAAAAGGAAACGCUUUGGCGACGAAACCACCACACCAAACCAAAAAAAGUGAGCGUUUCAAAGAGAAGACUCUGCAAACCCUAAUUAACCAAUCCACUCUCUUCUCUUCAAUUCAUUUUUUUGUCGUAAUCGAUUGUUGUUUGCAGACAGUGCAUGGACUGGUUUGUUUGGUUAAUUGAGCAACCGCUGGUUUAAAAAAGUAUUGAAUUUUUAGGUACUGAGUUUCUGGUUUUGGGAGAGUUAAAAAUAAUGGAUUUAGCGACGAGUUGCAAGGACAAAUUGGCAUAUUUUCGUAUAAAAGAGCUUAAAGAUGUCCUUACACAGUUAGGUCUUUCUAAGCAAGGGAAAAAGCAGGAUCUUGUUGACCGAAUAUUAGGUGUUCUUGCUGAUGAACAAGUUCCAAAGACAUCAACGAAGAAGACUUCUAUUGGAAAGGAAGAGGUGGCAAAAUUAGUUGAUGACAUUUACAGAAAAAUGCAGGUUUCUGGGGCCACCGAUCUAGCAUCUAAGGGUCAGGGCGUGUUGGAGAGCAGUAAGACAAUUAUUAAAGGAGAAGUUGAUGAUGAUCAUUUUCGCUAUGAUACAAGAGUACGUUGUCCAUGCGGUAGCUCAUUGGAGACUGAAUCAAUGAUUAAGUGUGAGAAGACUGGAUGUAACGAAUGGCAGCACAUAGGUUGUGUUAUAAUUCCUGAAAAACCAACGGAGGGCACUCCUCAAGUUCCUGACUUGUAUUAUUGUGAGAUUUGUCGGCUUGGCUGGGCUGACCCCUUCUGUGUUACUAUUGCACAUCCACUUUAUCCCGUCAAGUUGACCGCUACUAAUAUUCCGGCUGAUGGUUCAACCCCAUUGCAGAGUGUGGAAAAAACAUUUCAUCUCACUAGGGCAGACAAGGACUUGCUGACAAAACAGGAUCAUGAUGUUCAGGCUUGGUGUAUGCUUUUGAAUGAUAAGGUUCCAUUUAGGAUGCAGUGGCCUCAAUAUGCAGAUUUACAGGUCAAUGGUGUUCCUGUUCGUGCUAUAAACAGACCUGGUUCACAGUUAUUGGGGAUUAAUGGUCGUGACGAUGGUCCAAUUAUUACACCAUGUACGAAAGAUGGGAUAAACAAGAUAUGCUUAAGUGGAUGCGAUGCUCGUAUUUUUUGUUUAGGAGUUAGAAUUGUAAGGCGACAAACUGUUCAACAGAUACUCGAUGGGAUCCUCCGGCAGAGUAAUGGUGAAGAUGGUGAAUGUUUUGAAGACGCACUUGCUCGAGUAUGUCGCUGUGUUGGUGGUGGAGCAACAGACAAUGCUGACAGUGACAGUGACUUGGAAGUAGUUGCAGACUCAAUUGGUGUUAAUCUUCGCUGUCCAAUGAGUGGUUCUAGAAUGAAUGUUGCAGGAAGAUUUAAACCUUGUGCUCACAUGGGCUGUUUUGAUCUUGAUGUUUUUGUGGAAAUGAACCAGCGUUCAAGGAAGUGGCAGUGCCCAGUUUGUCUGAAGAACUACUCAGUGAAGAAUGUAAUAGUCGAUCCAUAUUUUAAUCGUAUAACUUCUAUGAUGCGGCAUUGUGGUGAAGACAUAACUGAACUUGAGGUGAAGCUUGAUGGUUGUUGGCGCGUAAAAACUAAAACUGAAGCUGAACGUAGGGAUGUUGGUGAACUUGCACUGUGGCACAAACCUGAUGGUUCUUUGUGUGUGUCUAAUGGUGGAGAACAGAAAUCUAAAGUGGAAGUGGAAAGACCUAUCAAACAGGAAUAUACAUCAGAAGGUCAUAAUGGUACUGGUUUGAAACUUGGAAUUAGGAAGAACCGCAAUGGCUUUUGGGAAGUAAGCAAACCUGAGGGUGUAAACACCUCCUCUUCUGGCAAUAGAUUACAAGAAAGGUUUGAGAACAUUGAGCAGAAAGUCAUUCCUAUGAGCAGUAGUGCCACCGACAGUGGUCGAGAUGGUGAAGAUGCAAGUGUUAAUCAGGAUGGUGGUGGGAAUUUUGACCUCACUAACAAUGGGAUUGAACUUGAUUCUUUGUCUUUGAAUGUAGAUUCAACAUAUGGAUUCCCUGAUAGAAACUUUUCUGCACCGACAGGAGAUGCAGAAGUUAUUGUUUUAAGUGAUUCAGAUGAUGAUAAUGAUUUGUUGUUGACAUCUGGUACUAUUUACAAAAAUAAUCAAACUGAUGAUGGUGGGGCUGCUUUUGCAAUGCCGCCUCCUGGAAUUGCAAAUCCUUAUCCUGAAGAUCCUUCAGUUGGGAAUGGUUUAGGUUUUCUAAAUCAUAAUGAUGAUGAGUUUGGUAUACCCCUCUGGCCACUCCCAUCUGGAAGCCAACCUGGCCCAGGGUUCCAAUUAUUUAAUUCAGAUGUUCCAGAUUCCUUAGUAGAUUUGCAGGGCGGUCCUAUAAACUGCCCCAUGUCGAUGAAUGGAUUUUCUUUAGGUCCAGAGACUGUUAUGGGAUCGGCUAGUUUAGUUGCUGAUUCUUCUGCUUGUAGAUCUGGUAGUGACAUAAAUGAUGGCUUGGUUGAUAACCCCUUAGCAUUUGGUGGUGAAGAUCCCUCUCUUCAAAUCUUUCUUCCAACUCGGCCUUCAGAUGCUUCUGCGCAGUCUAGUAUGAGGGAUCAGGCUGAUGUGUCAAAUGGUGUUCGUAGGGAGGAUUGGAUCUCUCUUAGCCUUGGCGGUGGUGGUGCCACCGGCAGUCAUGGUGACUCCGUUCCUGCUAAUGGAGUGAAUUCAAGACAGCAGGUGCCUUUGAGAGAUGGUGCCAUGGAGUCUUUGGCUGACACCGCUUCUUUGCUUCUUGGUAUGAAUGAUGGUAGAUCUGAGAAGGCAAGUCGGCAAAGAUCUGAUAGUCCUUUCACAUUUCCUCGCCAAAAACGUUCAGUAAGACCACGGCUGUAUCUUUCUAUUGACUCGGACACGGAAUAGAAAAGUGAAGCCUUGUUUUCUGAGAUUAUUGUUGGUUUAUUUUGAUAUUUUUUGGGGGACGAACAUUUCCCAGGUUUGUGUUAUGAAGGAAAUCAGCAUUAUCCCUGGGAAUUUGAUGGUUUGGAUGAGGCUUGAGGCAUUUUAUAGUAGUCUUAGCACCCGAAGAUAUUUUCUGCCAUCUGUGAGGUGUAGGCCUUACAUAUGCCCCUUUUUCAAUUUUGUGCGGGAUAACCUUGGUUUCUAAUGUUCUUUGUCUAUCAGGGUUAUUACAAGCAUUCAAACACAAAUGAUCGUGAUGUCCAGUGCUAGUAAAUUGUACAGUAGAUAGACAUUUGAAUCUGAAAUCUGAAUUAGUCCAACAGUUUGGUCCAAACCUUUGGAUUUAGCGGGGAAGCCCGAGUUAGUGACAGUAGUAUCGAUCUUUUUUGGUCUCUGUUUAAUGCUGAGAGCAAAUAGCUUGUACAUGUUCUUCAGAUUCAGUUAUAUUAUAAAAAGAAUAAGAAUUUUUUA
This is a messenger RNA of Mercurialis annua (annual mercury), 3498 nucleotides long. RefSeq names its product E3 SUMO-protein ligase SIZ1. Lineage: Eukaryota; Viridiplantae; Streptophyta; Magnoliopsida; Malpighiales; Euphorbiaceae. Gene Ontology annotation, biological process: protein sumoylation. The coding region runs from base 343 to 2988 and encodes 881 amino acids. Gene Ontology annotation, molecular function: zinc ion binding; SUMO ligase activity. The record is from RefSeq and is a predicted model, not a curated record. The transcript is spliced from 17 exons.